UUUACUGUCCCUUUAAGAGGGGAUGAAUGUGGGGCCUAGUUGGGUUCACAGAAGCAGAUACAGGAUGUUGUGAAAGUGGUAUGAGGCAAUACCUGGGAGUGACAGAACACGCGGCCCGCAGAGGAAGUUGGGAGGUGCAGAGGGAAAGACAAACAUGAGAAAUGGUGCUCUGUGAAGCACAGAGAAGGGAACAGAUAGACUGCAGACCCUGAGCCUGUCACUGGCUAAGUCAUGGGCUGCACAUCAAGCGCAAGAGCCAACAGGAGGAGUAAAAUGAUAGACAGAAACCUCCAGCAUUAUGGAGGUAAAAGGAAAUCAGAGGUAACACUACUACUUCUCGGUACCAGGGAGUCUGGGAAAAGCACUAUCAUGAAGCAGAUGAAGGUUAUCUAUGAGGGGGACUACUCAGAGGAGGAACGCAGACAGUACAGAGCAGCUGUAUACAGUGACACCAUACAGUAUAUCACUGAUAUUGUAAGUGCCAUGGAGAGCCUGGGCAUUGGUUUUGGAGAUGUAGCCAGAGCUGAUGAUGCCCAGCAGCUGGCAGUGUUUGCCAGAGGUGCAGAGAAAGGGGUAAUGUCUGAGGAGCUGACUGGUAUUAUAAAGAGACUGUGGGAUGAUGUGGGGGUGCAGACUUGCUUCAGUCGCUCACGUGAGUACCAACUUAGUGACUCGGCCUUGUAUUUCCUCAGUAACCUGGGCAGGAUCUGUCAGCAGGAUUAUAUCCCUACCCAGCAAGAUGUGCUACGUACCAAGGUCAGCACUGCUGGCAUCACUGAGGCAAGUUUCAUGUCCGGGGAUGUGAGAUACAGAGUGAUAGAUGUCGGAAACCAGAAAUCAAGUUGGAAAAAAUGGAUUCAUUGUUUUGAGGGAGUCCCUGCAGCAGUCAUUUUCUGUGUGGCCCUAAGUGACUAUUACCAGCUGUUGGACAAGGAGACGCACCACAUGCCUGAGAGUAUGAAACUAUUUGAUAGCAUUUGCAACAGUGAAUGGUUCAUUGAUUCAAUGAUCAUCAUAUUGUUUACUAAAAAGGAUCUCUUUAAGAACAAUAUCAGUCAGUACCCAUUGAUGCGCUGCUUCCCCGAGGGCUGUGGCACAUAUGAAGAGGCGGCUAAACGGAUCAUCUGCCAGUUUGAGGCCCUUAAUAAGAAAAGUGACACUAAAGAUAUCUCAGUGCAUUUCCUGUGUGUCACAGACACAGAAGAAGUUCAGUUUGUAUUUGCUGCUGUGACAGAAAAAAUAUUUUUAUCAAAUUUGCCAAAGCCGCCAUUAUUCUAAUGUGACAAUGACAAAAUGCUGUCAAACACAAGACUUACUGGUAAUAAUAUCCUCAGCCCAACUGUCUGUCACAUAAAGGUCACCUGAUCCAUUAAAAGCUACAACUUCAGUCAUGCAGAGGAGGAUUUAUACAAGGCAGUCCUCAUAAACAUUUCCGUCAACAGAAGAGUUAAUUCCAGCGGCUGCUGUUUAUCUUACCUGUGCUCUAGAAUGGAUAUCCUGGAAAUGUGUUCUGAGCAGGAUCGUUUUCUCUUUUUUUUUUUUUAACAGUUUUUGUAUUCAGUUUUUGGCAAAAUAUAAACACACAGGAUCAUUUUAAAGACCAGUCUUAUUUUCCGUUGAGUCUGUAGAAUGCUCACGCCCCCAUGUUUUCAAAGGGAUUACUGGGUACUCUUUACCCUUAUAGUUUUUUUCAGCAUAAAGUUAUAUUAGAUUGUUGUUAUAUAGGUACCAGAUGGACAACCCAGUUUCAUCCAUGACUCCCCUUUACAGUGUGAAAAUGAUUAUCCAUAGUGUGAUCUGGAGAAGACACUCCAAACAAUGUGUCAUUCUGUCUCACAGUGUAACUUCAUUUGACACUAGAAACAAUUCAAAGGAAGGUUACUAAAUGGUACAAGGUCUAGGAAAUACUUUGUGACCUUAAUACGUAUAGCUGAGAGGAAAAAAAGAAGAGAGGUGAUACAGCUGCAGCACCACCAUCUUAAAUAGUAUCUGGCCAGCCUCAGCAGCCCACCGGGAAAUCUCCUGGUGUCCUGGUAGGCCAAUCUGGUCUUGUUUAUCUCAGGCGCUAAAUUUUACAUCUGUAUUUUGAAUUGCAUUUAAGUGCAACACUUGUAACUCAACACUUGUAAUAUGAGUACAAUGAGGGAACUAAUAGUGCUCCUUGUGCUAUCAAUUAAAGGAUCAUUAAACUUGACAUUUCAACAAUGUAUAAUAUUAUUGCAAUAUACAUUCAUUAUUUAUUUUGUUGUAAAAUACACCUAAAAAUUGUGCUUGUUUCACUUUCUUCCAUGGAGGUUUAGGUUAAUAAUUUUAGGCAAUGUAUGUAAGCUUUAGUUUACUUCACCCUCUUCACUAAGAUUCUCAGCAGUCACCGGGUUGUAAAAGGUGGAUUCUCAGUUUUGCAUCAACAAUCAUGAUAGGAAAUAAAAGCAUUAUUUUCAAUAAUAACUAAGUUGAAUCAGUGCUAAACCACCUUAAGGGAAGAGAUAAGGGUAGGCUUCCCCUGCCUAUUUUAACUGCACAUGUGCAAACAGAGUUUGUGCUAUACUAUCUGAAUAUUAGUUUUGUGAUUGGUUAGUAGGGAUUCUUUUGUUCUGGGGGACGGGGAAAUCAGUGAAAUGAAUUAACAUAAAACAAUGUAAUCAUUUGACAAAAUAAAGCUGCAGUUUUCAUUGUAAAAUUAUCGUCAGAUAUGAAGGUUCAAAAUCAUGUAGUUUACAAUUUGUGUUUAGGGGCCCUUUAAAACGAUAGGUUGCGCUAAACAAGUUUCGGCUGCGUUACGAUGCUCUGGUUAUAUGAAUAUUUAACCAUCCAUUUGUAAUGGCAGAUUGUGCGUUAUUCUCUGUGCAAAGCCACACACAAGAUAACGCACCCUUAUAUGUUGUUGGGUUUCUUUAUUAUUAUUAUUAUUAUUAUUAUUCUUUAUUUAUAAAUUGCAGACAUAUUCCGCAGCGCUUUCAGAGCCAAUUAUUAUUAUCGGUUAUUUGUAGAGUGUCAACAGAUUCCGCAGCGCUAUAAACAAAGGGGGAGUACAACAAAACAAUUAUAAGGAUCAAAUGGGUAGAGGGCCCUGCCAAGAGUUGCACUGUUGUAGUCAGCUCUUAAGAAGGUGAUCUACAAACAGCUGGACUCUUAGGCUUACAUGCUAAGGGGGUUCAGGGGAUAGCAAUGGAGGAGUGGAACUGGUAUAAAGUAAGGUUAGCAUAGGUUGUAUGCAUCCCUGAACAGUAGAGUCUUUAGGGAGCGCUUGAAGCUUUCAAAACUAGAAGAGAGUCUUGUGGAGCGAGUCAGAGAGUUCCACAAGAUGGGAGCCAGUCUGGAGAAGUUCUCUAAAUGGGAGUGCGAUGAGGUAACCAGAGAGGAGGAGAGUAGGAGGUCAUGAGCAGAGUGAAGGGGACGGGAGGGAGAGUAUCUGGAGACAAGGUCUGAGAUAUAGGGUGGAGCAGUGCAGUUGAGGGCUUUGUAUGUCAGAAUGAGAAUUUUGUGUUUGUUCCUAGAGGCAAGAGGAAGCCAGUAAAGGGAUUGGCAGAGAAGAGCAGCAGAUGAAGAGCGACGUGUAAGGAAGAUGAGUCUGGCAGAAGCAUUCAUUAUGGAUUGUAAAGGAGCUAGGCGGCAGGUGGGGAGACCAGAGGGGACAGAGUUGCAGUAAUCGAGGCGGGAAAAAUGAGAGAGUGGAUUAAAAUCUUAGUUGUGUCUUGUGUAAGGAAGUGUCUAAUUUUAGAGAUGUUUUUAAGGUGGAAGCGCAAGGCUUUAGCCAAGGACUGAAUGUGAGGAGUGAAAUAAAGAUCUGAGUCAAAUGUGACUUGUUAUGGUGCCUGUUUUCACAGUAUUUUUCUUUUAGGUCAAGAUAUGAUACAAUAAAUGGGAGAAAAUUAAAAAA
This is a messenger RNA of Bombina bombina (fire-bellied toad), 3880 nucleotides long. RefSeq names its product guanine nucleotide-binding protein G(i) subunit alpha-3-like. The transcript has 2 exons. Lineage: Eukaryota; Metazoa; Chordata; Amphibia; Anura; Bombinatoridae. Gene Ontology annotation, molecular function: G protein-coupled receptor binding; GTPase activity; GTP binding. Gene Ontology annotation, biological process: adenylate cyclase-modulating G protein-coupled receptor signaling pathway. Gene Ontology annotation, cellular component: heterotrimeric G-protein complex. Bases 232 to 1278 code for a protein of 348 amino acids. The record is from RefSeq and is a predicted model, not a curated record.